This is a messenger RNA of Drosophila rhopaloa, 767 nucleotides long. RefSeq lists its product as uncharacterized. NCBI's taxonomy places the organism in Eukaryota, Metazoa, Arthropoda, Insecta, Diptera, Drosophilidae. The transcript is spliced from 2 exons. The coding region runs from base 49 to 570 and encodes 173 amino acids. The record is from RefSeq and is a predicted model, not a curated record.
UGAUUGACAACAAACAAUAACAAGAAGAAAAGAAAUAUAAUUUGAAACAUGAAGUACUCCUAUUUAAUGCUCACCUUUUUAUAUGGAUUGAUUAUUUGCGGUGGGGUCUGGGCCUCUGGCGAACCCAAGUGCAAGUUGAACGAGGAUUUAAAUGCAAAUGACAUGGCUGAUGAGGAACACGAACACUUGGACGAUUCGGUGGUGACCUUGCCCUUCAAGUUCAUUGGCCAUCACUUGAAGCAGGAGUUGCAUAGACUGCGUGACAAUAUGGCAGUGCUCAACGAUGUGAAUCAACGUAGCAACAGGAUCGUGCAGCCCAAACGAAAACUCCCGGUCCAACGUGGAGUGCUUAGCAGGAUGCAGGCGAGUGGAAUACCGGAAGUCAUCCAGGAGAUGACGCGUCGUGCCUUUAACCAACUGGAGGACAGCAAGAACAUCACCGAGUUGCUGCCCUCGGUGAAUCUGGAAUCCCUGAUAAAUCACAACCCACUAAAUGGGGCCAAUCACGUGGUUUUCUACAAGGUGCACACCCUCAAACUGGCCAACCAAACACUCUCCGUCAUCCGCUAAGUCAAUGGAAACACAAAACACUUUCAAACACAACACUUUAUGCAUAUAAUUUCCUAAACUUUACACUAUUAACAGCAACGGGAUUAGCAACAUUAUCUUAUCUGGUAAAAUCGAUUAUGGUUGGACACUCGGAAACAUACUCAGUUGAAACUAUCAAAAAAUAUGAAAAAUAUAUUGCUCGAUUUGUCGGAACUAUU